Pygoscelis adeliae (Adelie penguin) is the source of this 5490-nucleotide messenger RNA. RefSeq names its product synemin, intermediate filament protein (gene SYNM). Gene Ontology annotation, cellular component: costamere; neurofilament cytoskeleton; sarcolemma. The transcript has 4 exons. The record is from RefSeq and is a predicted model, not a curated record. Lineage: Eukaryota; Metazoa; Chordata; Aves; Sphenisciformes; Spheniscidae. Gene Ontology annotation, molecular function: intermediate filament binding; vinculin binding; structural constituent of muscle. Gene Ontology annotation, biological process: intermediate filament cytoskeleton organization; fast-twitch skeletal muscle fiber contraction. Bases 1 to 4071 code for a protein of 1356 amino acids.
AUGGAGCAGUCCCUGGGAGCAGAUGAACCGAGUCCCUGUACGAGGAUAAUCGAUGCCCUAGAAGAAGAAAAGCAGUUCCUGACCAUGUCAAUCACAGAUUACCUGAAGGACUAUCAAGAACUACUGCAGGUGAAAGCAGGCCUCAUCCUGGAAAUUGAAACCUACAGAGCUUUGUUAGAAGGGGAGAGCAACCAGUGGAUUAUUUCAUGGAGAGAUCAGCAUACAGGGAAAUUGCCUCAAGAUAUUAUAAACACUUCAUAUAACUACACUGAUACUUACUCUACUUAUCAAGAAAGAAAUAGAAAUAAAGCUUCACCAACUAUCAGGAUCACUGAUACAAGACAUAGAAUGCCACUGACAAAUACUAGCAGUUCUGCACGUUAUUCAGCUCAGUCAACACAGGCUGGAUCACAGAAAACAGCUAGUGGAAGAGCUUUUGGAAGAGAUGUACUAGGUUCAAUAUAUCGCCCUUCAACAACUGUUAGAAAGGACGAAAGGAUUGUAACAGACCACAAAGAAUUAAGAACAUUUACUCCAGCCUAUAGUAGCUGGAAAAACACUGAAAUGCAGCAAAAGACAAUUCCAGAAAGAAAGAAAACAGAAGUUACAACUUCAUCCACAGUAUCUUUUUCAGAAGAAUCAGCACAUGCUGAAAGAUCAGACAAGGACCACAAGCCUGACACGAAGCCAGGGAUUUCUGAAAAUACAAGAACAAAACCAAGCUUCACUAGAUUUCCGACUUACGAGCUGAAUACCAAUUUUAAACCAUCUAAAUAUGAAGAAACCAUAACUGAAACUCAGACCACACUAAAAGAAAAAAAAGGAGGCAGCAAACCAACUGAAGAGAAAAAAUCUCUGCUGAAAGAAAAAGAUAAGCUAGAGAAACAAACAAAGGAGGAGAAAAAGAAAACUGAUGAGAAACCUUUUUCAGAAGAAAGAAGUCUUGAUUUUGGAAGGAAGACUGAGCAGAAAAAAUAUAUCCAUGAGGAAGUAAUUAACCAGAACUUAACAAGAAGUGAUAUUUCUAAUGCAAGAACUUUGAAAAGCGAAUCAACCAAAAAAGAUACAAAUGUGACCUUGGAAUCAAGAAGCAAAGAAGUCAUUGAGAUACCUAUCAGUGUUGAAAUGCCUGCUCCUGACAAAGAAUCUCAGAGUAAUAAAGAAAUAAGGUUACAAGGUUUUAAAACUUCCAUAGGAAGAGAAACAGAUGACCAUGUAACUAAGCCUGCUGAAAUUCACAAAGUGAGUAUUUCAGAAGCAGAAUCCAGUCUGAAAGAUGAAAAGCGAAUUAGUGAUAGAAGUAAUAAAAUGGGAACUCUGUCAACUGAAAAUAUAGCAGAGAAUAUUGUUGCUGACAUUCUUAAAAGUUUUACGCAGCCUUCUGGUUCACAAAUAUCAACAGACACAAAAGUGACCUAUUUUAAUAAGAAAGAACAACCAGGUGAUGGGAAAAUAAAGACUGAGAUCACAGUGCAAUCUCAAGUUCAAGAAAAUAUAGAUAUUUCUGAUGAAGCUGACGUAGGAGGUCUAUCAAACCAGGAUGUCAGAAAAGUUGUUCAAGAGGGUGUUGAGGGAACUCCUUCCAAAGAGGAGAUAGAAGAUAUAGUACAUCAUGGCCUGAAAGGAAAUGAGGGCAGAAAGAACAUGUCUGUUAAUGUUGAGAUUGUAGAGGAGCCACUAGAUUAUGCCACUGAUGAAAGGACUGAUUUUUCAACACCUUUUGAAGUAGAGGAAGUGGAAGAUACAUUCCCUGAGAGAGAGGCGCGUUACGGUGAUGAGGAGGAACAAAACAUAACGUUCACGUAUGAAGACGUUAAAAAGAAGAAACAACGCCAUGAGAGUUUCACUCAUGUGGAAGAAGUAACUGAGGAAGAUGACUCACCUAUUGAGCAAAAAUAUUUUGUAUCUGUUCCUGAUGAUCAUCCUAUUAUUAAUGAAAAAGACGAUGACUCAGUAUAUGGGCAAAUUCAUAUAGAAGAAGAAUCAACUAUUAAAUAUUCUUGGCAAGAUGAAUUUUUACAAGGCACACAAAGUAAGAGAGAUGAAGGUGUAAGCUCUCCAGAAGAAACAUAUCAAGUGGUAGGGGAGGAAGCCAGUGCCCAUAUUUUAAAAGAGCAUCCUGAAGCUGAAACAUCCCAUGUUGAAUCCAUUGUUAUUGAAAAAGAAAUUAAAAUUCCUCAUGAAUUUCAGACUUCAAUAAAAGGGCUUUUAUCAAAGGAAACGAAGGACCCUAAACAUCAGUUGAAGGAAGCUUUAGAGCAGUUGGAGAGCAGUCUCCCAGAAAGUGUGAAAGAGGAGCUGUCUGCAUUAACAAAAGAAAAUCAAGCUGACUCUAGUAGUUUAGAAUUUGAUAUCAAAAAAGUUGAUCAAACAGAGGAGGGUGGCUUGGUGACAAUUGUUGCUGAAGUCAAUCUGUCACAGACCCUUAAUACUGAUGAAUUUGAUGUAGCUCAGCUUGGUGAAAUAAUUGCAAGUGAGAAGGAGCGGGCAACAUUGCACUCCCAGAAAGAAGAGCGCUCGGAGAGAGUUGUUGAUGGUAGAAGCAAUAUAGAAGUAGAUACUUCUUCCCACGGUGAUAAAUACACUCCUUUGGCUGAUCAAGAAAACUAUAACUCAUCCACAAUGAGGAGGAGUGGGGGCGCAGGGUAUCAUACCACUGAAAAAGUUAUUUAUGACGGUUCAGUUUUGGAAACUGCGGAUUUUGGAUUAGUCUCUCACUCACCACAAUCAACUGAUGAGACCAAAUCCACAAGGCAUAUUAAGGUUGGUCCAGCAGAGGUUCAGAGAUUUGAGCAGAUCGUAUAUGAAGGGCCUGGUUCUGAAAUGCUGGAGCUCAGUGCUACAGAAGAUCUUGUUCAGACAGAAGGAUUGUCAGAGUUUAGCCGAUCUGUGAAGCAUUUUAAACUGGGUCCUAAAGAAAUCCAAACCACAGAAGAAGUAAUUUAUACAGGCCCUAUUACUACAACUGUAGAAGAGAUUGGUUCUGGAAAUCUUUCUCAGAAGUUUUCAACAGACUUCAACAGGUCCACAAGACAUGUCACAGUAGGAUCAAGGCAAGUAACUGAAGAAGACUCUUUUGAAGGGCCUGUUUCAGACUCUCUGGAGCUCAAUAGCUCAGGUAACCUUUCUCAGACAGAAGGGUCUGUGGAUGUCAGCAGAUCAAUAAGGCACUUUAGAUUAGGUCCAGAAGAUAUUCAUACUGAGCAAGUUAUCUUUGAAGGACCAAUCUCCGGUAAAGUGAAGGUCAGUGACACUAGAGACUUCUCACAGGCAGAAAGUUCAGUCAGACACAUUCAAUUGGGUCCCCAAGAGUUUAUGACAGCUGAAGAAAUCAUCUACCAGGGGCCUGUCUCUGAGCACACAGAAAUCAGUGAACUGAAAGACCAGACUCUUUCAGAACGCUCAAUAAAGCAUGUUAGACUAGGUCAAGUGGGAGUUAAAACCACUGAACAAAUCAUAUAUCAGGGCUCCCUUUCUGAAAUUCCAGAGCUCAUUAACAAAGAAGGACAUCUUUCAGAGAAUGAAGGAAGCUCAGAUACCAAUAGAUCUUUCAGGCACGUUAAAAUAAGUCCUGCAGAAACUCAUGCUGAGCAAAUAAUCUUUACGAGACCUGUUUCUGAAACGCUGGAAGAUCCUUCACAAACAGAAGAGUCAUCUGAGAGCAGUAGGUCUGUAAAGCAUAUUAAAGUAGGAUCCAAGCAAACAUCUUUUACUUUACAAAUGGAUGUUUCCGGUAUGGGUGGAAUAUCUACAGUAAAAAGUGGAGAAAAGCAAGCAACAAUGCUCAUAUCCAACAAUCAAGACCCUUCUGUUAGUCAGUCACAGACUGUCGUUGAAAGUGACCAGAUUGUAGAAAACGAAAAUAAAAGAGGCGGCUAUGUUCUCUCCAGUUUUUCUCAAGAUCAUGGUGAAAAGGUCGUGGAAAAGUCAUUUUUUGAUAAAACUGUACAGUUGCAAAGAAUGGUAGACCAAAGGUCGGUUAUUUCUGAUGAAAAGAAGGUCGCUCUUCUCUAUCUGGACCAUGAGGAGGAAGAUGAUGAUGAUAAUGAUAAUGAUGGACAGUGGUUCUGAAAGGACUCUUUAAUGAAGUCUACUUAGUAAUUUGUUUAUACGUAUUUUUGAUUAUCCUUUUUUUAAAGAGAGGAAAAAAAGGGAUGGGGAAACACUCAAACUAUUUAGAUUAUUAAUAGCGGACUGAGAAGUACUGAAUCUAAGCCUCUACCUAUUCAGCACACUUUUUACUUUAUUGGAAAUUUUAUUUUUGGGAGAAAUGCUAUUAAUGUUUUUCCUCAGAGACUUGUGUCCAAUACUUUCAGAUUUUUCCACCCAUAGAGAGGAAUUUGCUACUGGGGAAUUCAAUGGAUUAUAUUUUUUGUUUGUUUUACAGCAGGUCAAUUAGUAAGUGUGUGCUUGAAUAGGACUUUUCCUUUUUUUUUUUUUUUUAAAUACUGUAUUGUACUUGGUUACUAAAAUAUUCAGCAACUCUAUUUAAAUCUCAAGCUACUAACCACAAAUAUAACAGAAUGUAAGACUAAUGAGAGUGGUAGGUAGCUGAUUUUCAGUUCCAUUUCUGUGUACUUAUAUGCAAUACCUAAUGAAAACAUUUUAAGAUACAGUUAUGACAGCUAUAAAAAUAAAUACAAGCAUAAUAAGCAUAGCAAAAUUGACAAAAAUGAUAUUAUUUGUAUAGCUAGAAUGCAGUGCAAAAAAGAAAGAGGUAACACUGAAGCAAGAAUUUCUCACAGUAUUCCUAAUGAGAAAUAGUGAUUUUUAUGGUUAGACAGUAGUACAUUUAAUAUCUUUAAAAAGAAAACAAAUUUUAAAAAUAGGCUGGAUAGUAUUUCCGCUGAAGUAAGGAGAACUCUUCACAGCUUCAGUGGCUAUGUACAUUAAUAAUAUCAACUUAUUUUGCAAUAUAUGGGUUACCUUAAUACUAGGUAUUGCUAAAGGUAAGUGUGAAGUGCUAAACGUUAUUACAUAAUGCCUAAUUUCUUAACACAGUGAAAUUAGCUAGUAUGUGUUCUGUUCUGAAGAAAACUUGUAAAAAUGGCAUUCAUGACACUUAGAUCAUUGUGUGUCAAGUCAUUUCCAGAUAAUCCUUUCUUUGUUUACGAAUGAGAAGAUGCCCUUUUCAAUUACUAGCCCUGCAAACCCAACCUGAGGUUUGAAUUUUCCUUCCCCCCUCCCCCCCCCUUCUUUUUUUCUGGUUGUAACAUUUGCCUCGGGCCAAAGUUAGUUUCUACUUAAAUCAUCUGAAAAUAAGCUAAUUUCACUUGGAUUGCACAUUGGUUAAAUGAAGUACAUAAUUUAACUUUACGAUUAUAAUUCAGUGACUUCGAAGUCCAGAUCAGAAGCCAGCACCACUAAACUGUACUAAACUGUGCAGUGCUAGAAGAAGCGAAAAUAGCAGUCAAAAUAUUUUUGUCACUGGGGUAAGAAGAUACCAUACUGGACACAUAUGAGAAAUAAGAUACACAAAUGAGAAGCUGC